CAAUGCUGAAGUGAAACUGCCAAAACAACGUCUGCUCCAGCUGAGACAGCAAUAAAGCGGCAGAGACCACAACCGCGAUCCUGACUCUGCCUCUGUAUUACAUGUAAUAACUGUCUCUAAAACUGAAGGCAGCGGUCGCGUGACACCGUUACCCGGAAGCAAAUCUGUUCCAGGUAGAGGUCCGAGAGGGCUGAGCGGACGCUGCACACGGACUCCAGCACCACGGAGGGUUCGUUUUUAUUGGACUUCAGCGUCAUCGUUCUCCCGUUGAACCCGACGUGCCCCCGCUCAAGGUCCGCAAGAGGCAGGGCGAGAAACUGCUGCGACAGAGGAAACGGAUGAUAAGACGAAGGUUUCUCCGGUCAAAGUCCGGGGUCCUGGUCCGCCGCAGGUGAAGCGCCUGAGAUUAUGCUCGGGUGUCACCGCUGACAAAGCAAGUAAACAUGCUGCUGCUGGUGCUGAGGGGCUGGCACGAGAUGCGUUCACGGACCGCCCACAAGAUCCAAAACCCCACCGCUCAUGUUACGAUAGCAUUUACAUAAAACAACAAAAAAAAACAUUUCUCACUCCUAUUGUCACGUAAAAACAAGUAGAUUAAGUGUUUUAAUGUAAUCAUAUUUAUUGUUUCAGCACAGUUCAGCUUUUUUUUCUAAUAAGACUCCUCUCAAACGUUACAUGAAAUAAACAAAAGCAUUGAAACGUAAAGUAUUAUAAUUUGCCAAAUUUCAACACGACUAAAUUAUGUGUCCGUGGCCAGCACUACUGUAUGUUAAUAUAAAAUAAAUGUGACUGUUAUUAAGCCUUCUUACAUUGUGCUAUGCAAAAGAAUAAACAUGCCAACACUAAAUACUAAUUUAAUAGUAUAUUUUCAUUUGUGUCAAGGGAUAUAUCCCUGCAAGGAAAACCAAAUAUCAAAUUGCAUUUUCAAAAGAAAGUCCAGCCAAGACAAGGAUGCUAGGUUUCAUUCAGUCACUAACGUAACGCAUUCGUUAACUUAACUACUGAACAGCUAUAUACUUGUACACAGAGCAUUUGGUGUGACAAACGGCCAUCUAAAGUGUGGAAGACGCUUAAGUAGAAAGUCUUCAGAAUUCCGGCAAUUUUUGAACGCAUCAAUACUGCGGCGGUCCCGAUUUCAGAUGACGAGAAACCAGGAAGUAGCUGCAUCUGCAGCGACCUUAACCAAACAGCAACCACUGAAAGAUCGUACUUGCAAAUACACUACUGCGGUAAAUGUUUAUGAGCCUCAUCACCUGUGUGUAAUUAAAAUAAUAAAAAUAAUAGUGGUAUUACUUUAUAAUUACCGUGAUGCUAUUCAGUAAUAACACAAUAGCAUUAUCUUAUCUACAAGCAAAUUGUUAUUUAAAUCAGAAACCGUUGGACAGUCAAUCAGAUAGUGAAUGAUUGUUGUGUAACACAUGAGCAUCAUAUCGACACUGCAAUUGCAUUGAUAGUUGUAAUGCAAGGGCAAGGAUUUAUUUGCAUGGAUGUAUUUCAAAAGGUGUUCAAACGUGUUCAAACUGCUGACUCUUCAAAAGCGGGUUUCACAGAGCAAUUCAAAAUCUGGAUCAGGGUAUCCACUGAGACAAAGUUUUACCUUCUUUUGUUUACAAAUGGAGGUCAUUCGCAAUAUUAGCAAAUGACCUUGAAGAAGUUUCAGCAAAUAUCAGAUGUUUUCAUUUUAAUAGUCCAAAAAGAGAACCACUGCCAAUGCAUAAUAAAUCAACCAGUCUACAUAUGAAGCUUACUGUACCAUCCAAAAGGGUCUUACAAUUCCACAUAAAAAGGGAAGCUAGGGAAGGCAGCAUAAUGUCUAAAUUAUAUAUGUUUUCAGUGUUGGUCUGGAAAAAGUAUUGAUGCUGAGAAGAAACUAGAAUCCUUAUCCAAAAAAAACGUGUUUGUGCACAACACAAAACAAUGUUCAGUUGAAUUGUUCAUACAUCCCUUUAUUUCUUCUAGCAUGUUGCACUUCCUGUCACAUGGGAUUAAACAUUGCUAUAAACAUGAAUGGAGUGAGAGAUAAGAUUGCUAUAUCUCAUCAUGAUUUUAACUCAUAAUGGACACCACUGAAGUAAGACACACUAAAGUAAAUGUGAUAAGUCAUUAAUAUGUGCUAACUAUUUUGUCUUUAUGGUAGAAAUAUGAUUGUCAUGUGAAGAAAGACACUCCUGUCGCUCCUCCCUGUUUCUCCCUGUGAGUGAAGUGCUGCCCUCCUCUUUGCUUGGUGAUGAGAUGAGGUGACAGUCCCUUGUUUUGAUUCACUCACUCAAUACAGGAGGAAAUUCCCUUUCAUCAUCCCACGUAUCCACAACAUUCAAACGUUCGCCAUUCGACUUUCUUAUUUCUUUGUAUUAUUUUCAACAGUUCCCAUGAUUCAUGUUUUUUUAUAACUUAAUUCUAAACAGGAACCCCGCAGACAUUCUUUUCGGUGCAGUAACCAGCCUGUGAACAGGAACAUGACUCACACAGAGAAGGAGGAAUUGUUCUCUAUCACUGCACAAUGUGAUGUCUAAUCACGCUAAGAGAAGUAAAAAUAACGUGUGAGAGAUGUUCAUGUCCAAAUAUGGUUGUGGAAGUUAUGUGACAGAAUAGUGACUCCACAUCCAAGGACAGCACACAGAUAGCACAGCAGAUGGAAAUGUAAAAACUCACAGUAAAAUCACUAGACAAUCCUUAUCUAGUUAACCCUGACUGAACCAGCCAUAUUCUAAAUUCUUUAUGUGACAUCAUCAGACAUUUGGGAAUAACAUUCCUUUAUAAUUUGAAUUAAAGGCACGUCCAACAGGAGUCAUAGUUCACCAUGAUCGAGUCCAAAGAAGCAUCCAUAUUAGCCAUCAAACCUCAUAUGGAUAUAUUUUGACUGGAAGUGGCUCAUUCAUGAAAGAAUUAUUGGUGUUGAUGCGCUUUGGGAUUUUCCUUCAGGGGUUGCAGCAGCAAGUCAGCCUCCAACCACCUUAAUCUAUCUUGUCUCGCUGCUUGUCCUGUUUGAAUUUUUAACCUUUCUACUCUCGGGCCCACCUCAAAUGGGACCCAAUUUGUUCUGUAAGAACCGGGCCACAUUCACACUGAUUUAUUACUUUUGAUUUCAUUUGUCUUCAAUAACCAUAUUUCAUCUACGUACACAUAAACAAAACAAAACGUUGUGAAAUGACAUGAAACCAUAUGUCAUGGCAAAUUUAUUUGUCAUUGAAAAGUCCAACCAGCAACAGAAACAAGUGCAAGCCAUAUUCAUCAAAUUUACUAAAGAAAGAAAGAAAAAAUACACUUAGUGCAAACUGUUGAGAAAGUUGGAAAAACUGUAUGUCAUUAAUAUAAUUCUGAGUAAAAUACAUAUAUAAAAAAACGUGGAAAAGUGUAGAUUAAAUAUCGCCAUAAAAUUUUCUUAUCAGUUUUAAAAACUCUUUCAACAGGUUGGCUGAGUAGUUUUACAGGGAUGGCUACUCUAUUAAGCAACACAAAAUAACUACAAAACAAAGACACAUCCAGCUUGAAUUUGAUUAAGUGCACACACAGUGUACGUUACAAUGGUUAAAGGGGAAUGAAUACAAGUGAAGCACGAAUGGGCGGGGUUACACUCGAGCCCCAGUCUUCAGAGCUGCACUGGCCAAGUCGUCGCUAACUGUUGACAGUGUGGGAUCAGUGUUCCUCAAGUGAAGGAGAAUGUUUGGACCAGUCGGUCGACAGCUGCGAGCUGCAGUGAAACCGGCUAAGCUCUGGAAGACGAAGUCACAACCGUUAUGGAGGCACCGGCAGGUCCGCGCUCACGCAGCAUUGGGAAGUUCAGCGGCGCUGCAGCGACAGGACGACUGUCUCGUGCUUCACUACGGAGGGAAACAGAUGAAGUUCAACUACGUGUGGCUGCGGGAUAAUUGUCGAGAUGAGUCUUCAUACAACGUUCAGACGAACCAGAGAAAUCUGGACACCGUCGGCAUCGACCUCAACAUUCGUCCCGAUCAUUCGACGGUGGAGAGGGACCAGCUCAUCCUGACCUGGCCGGGAGGUCACGUGACAAAGUACAGUCUUAGCUGGCUUGCUGACAACAGCUAUGAGGGCAAGAAGAAUGGUUUCAUGCAUCGCCGUAUGCUUUGGAAUGCAGACAUCUAUGAGAGUGCAAAAACUCCCUCUGCAAAGUGGGAGAAGUUCAUGAGCUGUGACGAAGAACUGAAGUUUUUCCUGCAGAACUACCUCACUUAUGGCAUCGCGUUUGUAGAAGGUGUGCCUGCAUCGGUGGAGGCAACACAGGAAGUGGUCCAGAGAGUCAGUCUCAUCAGAGAGACUACAUACGGUCGCAUGUGGAGCUUCACCUCUGAUCUUGCCAGAGGAGACACAGCAUACACUCAGCUGGCUCUGGGCGCCCAUACUGACACGUCAUACCUGCAGGAGCCAUGUGGGAUUCAGGUUUUUCACUGUCUGAGGCACGAUGGAACUGGUGGAAGGAAUCUACUGGUGGAUGGUUUCUACGCUGCUGAAAGACUCAGACAACUCUCACCCAAGAGUUUUGAGCUCCUCACUCGUGUUCACGUCAAGCACGAGCACAUUGAAAGCAAGGAAGGACAUCGGAACCAUCUGACAGGCAUCGGCCCCCUCUUGGAAGUUUACCCCUGGAACAAAGAGCUCUUCAUGAUCCGCUACAACGACUACGAUCGGACGGUGAUCGACUCAGCCCCUCAUGACGUGGUCCAGCAGUGGUACUCUGCGCACCGUCUGCUGGCCACAGAGCUGAGGCGCCCUGAGAACCAGUUGUGGGUGAAGCUCAGUCCUGGACAGGUGAUUUUUGUGGACAACUGGCGCGUGCUGCAUGGUCGAGAGUCCUUCAGUGGUCUGAGGCAGCUGUGUGGGUGUUAUCUGACGCGGGACGACGUUCUCAGCACGGCGCGCUGCUUGGGCCUGCACGCUUGAUCUCAGACUCAUCGAAACUCUUACAGACAAAUCCAUGAAGUUUUUUUUAAUUCACUACAUUUGAAGGUAGUUUGGCCAAUUAACGCAAAAUGAAGAGUCGUGAUAUGAUGUACUUUACGGAAAUCUGUGUGAGUCGCCAUUGUGUGACCAGCAGCGUUCAUGAUUAUGUUGGUUCAAGAAGGAAGUCAAUCAGGAUGUUUACAUGAAUCUACAUGUGUGUACAUGUAGAGCCUCAGAGAAAGCAGAUGGACUCUGUUUGUCCAGGUCUGCUGAAGGCGCUUUCCCAUUCGAUUGUCACAAGUGGUGCGUUCCAUUUGUCCUGGGAACCAGCUCUGCCACCCAGUGGACGUCACUCGACGUCAGAUUUCCCAGUCGGAUGGUAGAGAAUUCUCACCUGUUCCAAUAUGCAAUGUCCAAGAUGGCUUGUUGAAGCUGUUAUUGCAGUCAUUUAUUCAUUUGCAACACCUGCCAGAGAUUCACCAUGGCCCCUUAGACAGUCGGUGUAAGAGCAACACAAUGUUUAACAUGGCUGCUCAGUAUCAACAGUGAGUAGAGCUCCUGCAAUAUUGUGUAUAUUUGACUUUGAGCUUUUUAUUUUUCUAUAUUUUCCCCAAAUUGGUUCACUGCGUUGGACACAUACAUGCAGAAAUGCUUCUGUAGCGUAAUUUUAAAUGUUGCUAACAUUGGCUAUCUAUGUCGAUAUGGUUAACUAGAAAGCACUGAACUCCACUGUGACGUCAUUCCCAGCUUCGAGUUCCGACUUCUGAGGUCACUGGAACGUGCCAAAAGCUCAUCACCCAUGUUUGUAGUUCUUUGUCGUCCUUCUCAGUCCAUCGUAAACCAAGCUUUUCAAGCACAGAGGUCAUUUUGCAAACUUUAAAAUUUUACAAGCAUUUGAAAUUUUAUUCUAAUGCAAGGCUUCUUUCUUGUUUGUGAGAUUUGGUUGCUGAAGGAAAUAAAUGACCUUUAAUCUUACUGCAUUCAUUUUCAGUAAAUAGUUGAAUAACUUAUAAUGUUAUAAUGUUGAGAUAAUGUUGAUAAUUGCAAUGUUGAAUUAUCAGUAAAGACAUUUCUCUGACAGAUUUGCACCUGUUCUUUGAAAUAACUGUAAAUAAUCUACAAUUUUUUUGGAUGCCUCAUAUUCUCCGGCGUUUUUAAAUACCUAAGUGAAAUAAAUGGCUAUUUUUUGAAAAUGUUUUGGGGCAACAACAUAACUUGUGUACAUUGUCUUUUUUUAUUGUGGAAAAACACAUUUUUCAGGAGUGUUUGAAAUCAUGUAUUGUUUCUUUUUUUAUUUCUUUGACUUUCUGCAUGAAAGGACAGUGGAGACUCAUCAAAGUCAUCAUGCAGUAAACAUGCAUCUGUUAAGCACAGUGACAGUGAUGAGUUCUUGCCUUGUCUCGCAAUAUCUCUUAUUGCACUGGAUGUAUCAGUGAAGAUAAGACUUAUGUAUGUAUUAUAUGAGUCAAUUGUGCUGUAGCAGAAGACAUAAAUGUUUAACUGUUACCAUAUGUAGUGGAGUGCACAGUUUAACAUUAACAGAAAGAAAGUAGAAUCAUCCUCAGUCGGCAACUUACACAGGGCACAAUGCAACAGCAAUAAAACAGAUAUGAUUUUAUCAUUUUUCAUAUAUAUUUUAUAUAUGGCUAAGGCUAUGUAUGCUGAAGAAAUGUGUAUAUAUAUGUACACAAGACUUGUCGCAGCUAGGUUGAUAACAACAACAACAAACAUGGAGGAAUCCCUGAACAAAAGCAAACAAAAGCAUGUUUGCUUUUGUUCAGGGAUGUUUUUCGCUCCACAGAAUGUAUUUGAAAUUCUUCUAAAACUGAAAUUCUUAUGCAAAUAUUUUCAAGACAUUAAUCGAGCUUUAGUUUAAAUAAGGUGAUAUAAAAACAUGAAUAUAGCCACCAUCAUGAUUUAUUGUGCUAUUGU
Messenger RNA from Synchiropus splendidus (mandarinfish), 6831 nucleotides. RefSeq names its product trimethyllysine hydroxylase, epsilon (gene tmlhe). Gene Ontology annotation, molecular function: trimethyllysine dioxygenase activity; iron ion binding. NCBI's taxonomy places the organism in Eukaryota, Metazoa, Chordata, Actinopteri, Syngnathiformes, Callionymidae. Gene Ontology annotation, biological process: carnitine biosynthetic process. Gene Ontology annotation, cellular component: mitochondrion. The record is from RefSeq and is a predicted model, not a curated record. The coding region runs from base 3661 to 4899 and encodes 412 amino acids. The transcript is spliced from 9 exons.